ACCAGCAGCACUCGCGCAAUCCCGCAGUUUGACGAGUUUGCCCCCGUCGCCCUCCAUUCUCUCCCGCUCCGCCGCUUCGUCUUUUUAUACCUCCUGCUGACGGGACUGCUGACUUCGCACCCAGGCCGCGGCCGCAUCCUCUCCCCAUCGGCAGUCUUCCCCCAAGACGUCUAAACCCCAAUCCCUAAAUCCCCGACGCAGACCACACGACGCGCACCUCCGUUCACGAGGCGGAAGCAUGAGUCGCCACCCGAUCACUAAGUGGGCACAGAGGUCCGACAGGGUGUUCUUGACGAUAGAGCUGCCCGACGCCCAGGAUGUGAAGCUGAACUUGAAGCCUGAAGGCCAUUUCAACUUCUCAGCUAAGGGCUCAGAUGACUUGCGCUAUGAGUUUGACAUUGAGCUGUUUGAUGCUGUGAAUGUGGAGGAGAGCAAAGCAGCUAUUGCCCCAAGGACCAUAUGCUACCUGAUAAAGAAAGCUAAGAGCGGGUGGUGGCCAAGGCUGCUGAAGCAGGAGGGCAAACCACCUGUGUUCUUGAAGGUUGAUUGGGACAAAUGGCAGGACGAGGAUGAUGAAGACGCUGGAUUUAAUGACUUUGGUGGUAUGGACUUCUCGAAACUGGACAUAGGAGGUGCUGAUGACGACGAUAUUGGGGAUGAUGAAGAUGAUGUGGUUGAAAGUGCUAACAAAGAUGAAGAAGGAGGUAAGACAGAAGAGAGCAAGGAGGAGGAAGCAGCUCCUGCGGCUGCAGAGGAAGUGAAGCCAUGAAGAAUCAUUUGACUUUGCUCCGCGCCAUGGGUGUCCACGGUAUCUAGCUAGGCUAGACGUUCCCUUGGAUUUUUGGUGUAAAAUCUGGAGGUCGAACCACUCACUGCCUAUUGAAGUAAAGGAUACAAAAACAGUUGUGCUGUCUUAGUUUUUGGCUGAACCCUGUGAACUGCUGCUACAAUAUUUGGUCAGAGUUUAUAUGCA
Molecule: messenger RNA, 973 nt
Organism: Zea mays
Lineage: Eukaryota; Viridiplantae; Streptophyta; Magnoliopsida; Poales; Poaceae
Product: prostaglandin E synthase 3
Exons: 6
Coding region: 239-769 (176 amino acids)
Biological process (GO): chaperone-mediated protein complex assembly; protein folding
Cellular component (GO): cytosol; nucleus
Molecular function (GO): protein-folding chaperone binding; Hsp90 protein binding
Source: RefSeq, marked provisional